AGCUGGAAUAUUGGCAGCACCAUUCACUUCCUGCUGAAGGAAACCGUGUCUUCUGCUAUGGCUGCCCUCAAGGACAGGGUGCAAGACCUAGAGAACUCCGUGCGCCACUUGCAUGCGAUCCACGGGUCUGUCCAGGCCCUGAUCUGGGAGCAGGAGGAGCUGGCAUCGACGCUGAAGGAGCAGAGGCAAAGCCUUACUUCCCUCCUGGAAGAGCCCCAUUGCACGUACUGCAUGGGGGUCCUCAGCAGAGCUCAGGACUUGAAGUUGGGGGCUGACUUCCAAAAUGUGCCUUCUGUUGAAAAAGUUUUGAAAAAUUUGCACGGGCUGCCUCAGACGAAUUUCUCUGAAAUGAUUCACAAAGCCAACAACAGUUUCAAUGCAAUUCCACAAUUUACAGUAAUGAAAAUGGAUAAAAUUGUUCAAGAGCUGAAGAAGGACGUCGAGAGAGUUGCCCAAAAGGUCCAGUUGGUUGCAGAUGACUUCCCCAUCUCUGACCAGACCCGUCCCAUGAACGACGCCUUGGCGAAGGCAGAGAAUAUGAGCCGCCCAUUCCUGAAGCAGUUGAAGCCUUUUGAGACUUACAGGUGGAUUGUAGGUACAAUCGCAUGCACAAUUAUCCUGCUGAUUGUCUUCUGUAAUGUGCUGGGCCUUUCCUUUGGCACUUAUGGCUUGGUUGUGCGAGAGGAUCCCAGUGACUACGAGAGCCGGGCUGAAGCUGGAGCCAAAUUUCUCAUCAUGGGCGUCACCUUCAGCUUCCUCUUCUCCUGGAUUCUGAUUCUCUUGGUCUCGGUCACCUUUCUGAUUGGAGGAAACAUCCAAACGUUGGUGUGCAAACCUUGGGCCGACCGAGAGAUCCUCAGAUUCAUCGACACCCCCGGCAACCUCCCACCUUCCAUGAAUGCCUCUCAGUACCUUGGCUUAAAGCAGAAUCUCAACCUCACGUCAGCGUAUCAGCAGUGCAAGAACGGUGCGGGCCUCUGGGAAGUCCUGCAACUGAAGGACCACUAUAGCCUCGGCGAGCAUCUCACCGUUGCCAAGUACACGGCUGAGUUUCAGGAACGUCUCCGUGCCCUCAACUUCCACUUCGAAGACCUUGUUUUGCUGAAUGCCGAAGGGAGGCGCGACUUGGAGGCCUUCAGAAAGAGCCAGGUGGACUUGGUCAACUACGCUGACUUCACGGCAGAGUUGCGCAACCCUGUGGUGAAGACCAACGUGGAAGGAUUGGCAGUAGAUCUUGAAAGGUUGAGUAACGUUCAGAGCGACAGAACUCUGGCAGGACGAUUGGUGGAGGAAGCUCACAAGCUGAGAAGAAUCCAGAACCAGGGAGUCCUCCCAAUGGAGGCCCUCGUGGCACAACUGAAAGAAAGUGUCCAGUUUUUAACAACCAUGUCACCUAGCUUCCAGGCUCAAUUCAACAACACCGAAUCCCAGAUCACCCUUGUGGAGGCCAUUCUCCCCUUACAGACCCAGAAGAUUCUCAGGCAGGAGUUGGACUGCUUUGCAAGGAAAGAAUUGGGAUAUAUCUCCCAGUACCUGAACUGGAUGAGGACCACGCUGGCUGAGGAUGUGGCUUCCUGCCAGCCCUUUUCCACUGCUCUGGACAAUGGCCGGGUAAUCUUGUGCAAUCGCAUCCUGGAUCCUUGGAAUGCCUUUUGGUUCAGCCUGGGUGGAUGCGCCUUCUUCCUCCUUCCUGGUAUCUUUCUUGCCCUCAAGAUGAUGAAGCAUUUUCGUCCAAUUCGGCACAAAUUAGUUUCUACUGGAUCAGAUGAAACGUUUCCCUUCCACAUCCCACGGGUCACGUCUCUGCGGCUGUAAGGCCUCCCCGACCGCCCCUCCGGAUGCCCAGGUGAGGGGACCGACGGCUGCUCCUUCCAGGAAGUGCCCUUCGCUGGGUCUCCCGCAAAAAGGUCCUCCUUCCAGAACUGCAGUAUCGUCCGCGCGUUGAUGGGCAGGACUGUUUCCCAGAGACCUUCGCCAAAGGCCCACUCCCAGUGACCCUGGCUGAAAUUAGG
Pseudonaja textilis is the source of this 2012-nucleotide messenger RNA. NCBI's taxonomy places the organism in Eukaryota, Metazoa, Chordata, Lepidosauria, Squamata, Elapidae. The record is from RefSeq and is a predicted model, not a curated record.